AUGCACACAACCAAAAGCGCUUGUAGUGCAUGGCAUCACACUGGUCGGCGCGAGUACCGAUGGGGCAGACUGGUGCAUUGGAUGUUUUUUGUGUGUUGCCGGUGUACUGGCUGUGGUGCAGGAUGCCGUUUCGCACCGUUCGGCCAAUGGGACGAAAAAUUCAUCGAGAACACUACAACCAUGUCGACAUUCAAUGUUUUGAGAUACUCCUUAUUGGGCGCCGGUCUUGUGUACGGUGCUGUGCACAGAUACAGCUUGGAGUCCGAGGUCAAGGAACAACAGCGAAUCAGCCAGUGGAACAAGGAGCUCAAAUUGAUCAAACAAGCCAAGGAAGAGUAUGCCAGGACUCAUGCUGUUGCUGAGAAACCCCAAGCAUCGGCCGGCUCCAUCAACUGGGAAGACCCCAACUUGGACAUUGGAAAAGCAUUGGAAUCUUUGGUGCAGAAAUUGGAUUAG
This is a messenger RNA of Meyerozyma guilliermondii ATCC 6260, 456 nucleotides long. Its product is annotated as F1F0 ATP synthase subunit e. The transcript has a single exon. Lineage: Eukaryota; Fungi; Ascomycota; Pichiomycetes; Serinales; Debaryomycetaceae. The record is from RefSeq and is a predicted model, not a curated record. The coding region runs from base 1 to 456 and encodes 151 amino acids. Gene Ontology annotation, biological process: proton motive force-driven ATP synthesis. Gene Ontology annotation, molecular function: proton transmembrane transporter activity.